UUUUCUUCUCCGGCGAGCCGUGCCAACGACCGAACAGUGAGCGCCCGUGUGCACCGUCGCCUCGCUCCUCUGUCUUCUUCCUCCCUGAGCCUCCUUGGCAUUGCGUUGCUCCAUGAGCCUCUGCAGCUCGGCUGCUUCCUCCUCAUCGCCUUCCCACCGCUUCCUGUGAGCCUUGGCCGCGCCUGCCGACACUGCGCCCCUCGCCGGCGCACGGACACGUCGCGUGCCGCGUGCCACCUCCUUCCCUCCUUCCCGAGCUCUUCCCGCGGCUAUAAGUAGCCCUCCCGAGCCCUCAUAGUCCACAACCCUCCCCAACCACUCGCAGCUUUCCCCCUCGCCUCAGAGCUCCCCAUCCCCUCCAAUGGCCGAAGGCCGCCGCCCAAAUUCCCCUCGGCCAGUCCAUGCUUGAAGCCCUCCCCCUCCCUUUCUUCCUCGUGCGCGGCAUCCCCAAGAGCUCACGAAGCCGCUGUUGUCGUCCGUUCUGUCGGGAAGCUCUACUUGCGCCACCUCUUCCAUGUCGAGCGCCGGCCGUGUCUUCCGAGACACGGCGCCGGCGCGGCAGGUCGCCCCGAGCCACCCUACUGCUACCUAUAGGCGCGGCAUGGAGUGGCGGAGCUCCCGCGCACAUCGCCCGGCCCUCCCGUGCCGCCAGUCGCCGGCUCUGACGAGAGCCGCGGCGCUCCUCUGCCUCGGCGUCGCGACGGAGAAGAAGGACCAGGCGGGGGAGAGAGAAGAUGCUGUGGGCCCCGCCUGUCAUUGUCUUUGUGCUGACGUGGCGGGAUCGCUGACUGGAUUAAGUGGAGACGCCUUCCACAAAAUUCGCUUUCCCCUGGAGAAAGCGUAUCCUGCCGCGGCCUCGCGCUGGAAAGCGCUUUCCCCACGCUUUUGUAGGUCAUACCCGAAGUGUUCGCUUGACCCGUCGUACUAGGCCAUAACCUUGCCAGUCCUGUGAGUUGUGGAGCCCAGCCAGAGUUGUUAUGCUGCCAAACCAAGACUUCCGCCGCCAUUUAAAUAGAUUUUCGAUGCCAUUUAAAUAGCCUUAGGAAUA
Triticum dicoccoides is the source of this 1048-nucleotide messenger RNA. RefSeq lists its product as uncharacterized. The record is from RefSeq and is a predicted model, not a curated record. NCBI's taxonomy places the organism in Eukaryota, Viridiplantae, Streptophyta, Magnoliopsida, Poales, Poaceae. The coding region runs from base 515 to 928 and encodes 137 amino acids. The transcript has 2 exons.